Periconia digitata is the source of this 815-nucleotide messenger RNA. The record is from the annotation of a GenBank genome assembly. NCBI's taxonomy places the organism in Eukaryota, Fungi, Ascomycota, Dothideomycetes, Pleosporales, Periconiaceae.
CUUUAUGUGGCUAUAAGAAGUCGGAAGAAGCAGCGCUUAAGAAUCACGCAGCACCGUUCUUCCUCAUCAUCUACACCCGCAUCAACCAAAUGCUCUUCAUCAUGCACUAUCUCAAAGUUACCUUACCUACCGUGUGGGCACUUCUGUAUACCACUUCCGCACUUGCCAAAACAAACGUGUUGACAGGAGGAACCAUCAUCGCCUACGACGAAGCAACCAAGCUUCCGAAAGUGAUCCGUGGGGGAACCCUCGUGCUGGAAAAUGACCGAGUGUCACAGAUCUUGGAGCAGUCUUCAACUAAUGGCACAUUCUCCAACAGCAGCGAUACCGAAGUGAUUGAUUGCACAGACAAAAUCAUCACUCCAGGCUUCAUCGAUACCCAUCGCCACGGUUGGCAGACCGUCUACAAAACUAUGGCCUCCAACACGACGUUGGGCGAAUACUUCUCUCGACUGAGUGCGUUCGUCUCCCAGCCUUACUUCACGCCAGAAGACGUAUACAUUAGUCAAAAGGUUGGUAUUUUGGAAGCUCUCAAUGCCGGUACGACGACGAUACUGGAUCAUGCCCACCAUACAUGGACUCGUGAACAUGCCGCAGCGGGCUACAACGGGACAGUGGACAGCGGAGCUAGGGUUUACUUUGCAUAUACCUUUCAGAAUGUGUCCGGCUUCUCGGUUCAAGAUCAGUUGAGUCAUUGGCGGGAGCUAAAUGCUCUCAAUGCGAGUAGUCUUACUACUCUCGUCAUGUCGUACGACGACUUCUCCGCCAACACAUACGGGAAGGACACUCAGGACAUGGUGAAGCUUGCCUUGUAA